Molecule: messenger RNA, 138 nt
Organism: Chaetura pelagica (chimney swift)
Lineage: Eukaryota; Metazoa; Chordata; Aves; Apodiformes; Apodidae
Gene: TMSB15B
Product: thymosin beta 15B
Exons: 2
Coding region: 1-138 (45 amino acids)
Biological process (GO): regulation of cell migration; actin filament organization
Cellular component (GO): cytoplasm
Molecular function (GO): actin monomer binding
Source: RefSeq, a predicted model, not a curated record
AUGUGCGACAAGCCGGAUCUCUCAGAGGUGGAGAAAUUCGACAAGAAGAAGCUGAAGAAAACCAACACGGAGGAGAAGAACACGCUGCCCUCCAAGGAGACUAUUGAACAGGAGAAGGAAUGUGUGAAGUCUUCCUAG